ACAUACUGUACACAACACACCAUAACAUCGAUAUAACGUCAAUAUAAACAAACAUUUGAUGCCAUUUAGCGAACCAUUGAUGCAAUUGUGUGGCAAAGAGGGUGUGAAAGGGCUGUGAAGACUGUGAAGGCUGUGAAGCGGGUGUGAGUGAGAGGCGACCCAUUGGUAGCGCAGAUGAUGUCUUUGUGGAGACUGGCCUCGGGAUCCACUGUCGAGGAGUUCGCCAAAGAUGUCUACAUUAAGAGCAAUAUAACCAUUGAAUUGAAUAAAACGAUUCAAUCAUUACUGAAGACAUUGAGUGAAUUGGAGAGCAAAGAGUUGUCGGAAACUGAAUUAGUGGUGCAUUUGUGUGACAUCUUUGAGGCCAUACUUCUUCACGGACUCAAACAGAAGCUGACGACUCGUAUGUCGAAAGUGUUUACGAGUCCUUCACAGGAGAGGAAUGGCUAUGAAAUGGACUUUUGGACGAUUGUAUUGAUCUUAUGUCACAACGAAGUGUCCAGAAAUGUGUGUCAAUUGGCGAACAUCUCGACCGACAUCGGGAGGUGUCGGGCAUGGCUUCGGUCGGCACUCAAUGACGGACUCAUACUCUCCUAUUUGGAAGUGUUGACCGCAGACUCGUCUCUAUUGCACGGCUUUUAUCGGUCGUCGGCUUAUAUCAGAGACAAAGAGCACACGGAUAUCGUCAAGAGAUUGCUUAUUGGUCUCGAGUCCUAUGUCUUCACUCUAACCAUUGACAGCACAUCUCUAGACUCGUGGAGUGAAACCACUCUAAGAUUGAUUGGAUUUUCUUAUGUGGAGAGCGAACCCCAACCGGUCGUUACGGCCAUCGAUGCCAUUGAUCUUCUCGUCGAUGACAACAAAACUACUAAAAGCGAAGAGAACAUUGAAUUUAAAUUUAGUUCAGAUAAAGACACUGAAGAUGUGAUCUCUGAUAAUAUGUCUGAACCGGUGUUUGACAUAAAGUCUAUUAAUUCAAAUGAAGUGAUCGAUGAAAUUGUGGGCGAAUUAGAAAUGGAGGGAACGAAGGAUUCGGACUCAACCGGAACCACAGGAACGGCCGAAACGGGCAAUAGUUUGAGCCGAAUGUCGGGCUGGAGUUCCAGUCCUUAUAAAAGCGACGAAACGCUUGGAAUGCGAGACCAAAGUUAUGAUGACAUUCUUCAGAGUUAUUCAACGCAAGCCGUCCUCUCGAGUACUCCUGAUAUACGGGAUUUGGCGACAACUAUGGAGUUGGAGAAAGCAAUGGCCAGACCUUUGUAUUUAACAAAAGGGGUCGCGAUUUCGACCGCAAGAGAACAGUCGCCGACUGAGUCCACGUCUUCGGAGACAGACUUUGAAAUAAUACCAAAGAGUAUUGUCUUAAAUAAUUCAGAUCCGGAAACGCAGAAAUUUUUGGACCAAUUGAUGAGAUUAGCGAAUGAGUUUGGACUCGACGAACAGGAGUAUAAGUGCAUCGCUUGCGGCCGACCUAUUGGUAUGAUUUAUGGCAAAUCCCGAUUGUGUCACUUCGAUGGACACCAAUACUGUCUCGACUGUCACGCUAACGACGAGUCCAUAAUUCCGGCCCGAGUUAUACAUAACUGGAAUUUCCGCAAAUAUCCGGUCGCCAAACGAAACAAACAUUUAUUGAUUUCGACCGAAACGGAGCCACUCUUUGAUAUCAAAAUAUUGAGUCCAUUACUGUAUUCAAUAGUGCCUGAAAUGAAGCAAACACUGGACCUGAGGACUCAACUCUUCUAUUUGCACGCAUAUCUGUUCACAUGUCAGGAGAGUAUAGCUAUUGAAAUGCGCAAAACUGUUUGGCCGCGCGAACACCUCUUUCAACACAUUCAUCUCUAUUCGGUGACCGAUCUCUUUCAGGUUCAAAACAAUCUAAUGUCUCAAACAUUGGCUAAAGUGAUUACGUUCGCUAAGAAUCACGUCCUGUCGUGUCCUUUAUGUACACUAAAGGGAUAUUUCUGUGAGAUCUGCAAUUCGUCGCAAAUUCUCUAUCCAUUCAAUACUGAAGCGACAAAAAGGUGCGAAAAAUGCAAAACUGUAUUUCAUUUGCGAUGUUUUAACGAAAGGUAUGACAAACACUCGUGUCCUAAAUGCCUACGAAUGGAGAAACGGGAAAACAAAUCACUUUUUUCUCAGAGUUCUGGUAAUAAUCAAUCGGUUUAAAAACCUUGAAUUUUAUUUAUUCACUGUUUUAAUGAAAUAAAUAAUAUAUUGAAUAAAUUGUUGUUAUAUUAAUUGUA
Molecule: messenger RNA, 2243 nt
Organism: Medioppia subpectinata
Lineage: Eukaryota; Metazoa; Arthropoda; Arachnida; Sarcoptiformes; Oppiidae
Source: the annotation of a GenBank genome assembly